UCCUCGUCGGCGGAUGAGGUGCCUGGUACACCUCCCACGGUAUUGGGCCAGAUUAGCUUGCCAAUGGCAGGGUGCAGCUCUGCAGGAGCUGCACAUAGUGUCCCCAUUUUGCCUUCUGGUUCCAGCUCAAUGGACCAGGAUAUUUUACCUUUAUUUGAGGAGGCAGCUGAUGCUGUUGGGGGGGAGCAGGGCCCGUUAUUACCUCCUACCCAGUCACAAUUUUUAACUCCUGCACUGCCUUUGCCCUCAGCUCCCAGUUUAGGUCCGAACUCCAUACCACCUCCCCCUCCCCCACCCCCACCAUUGCCGGCUGUUGCACUACUGCCGGCACCUGUAGUCAGCCAACCACCGCGUGACCGUGUAGAUUCUGGGUCUGUGAGACGGUCCCGGGGGAGUUAUUCUAGAUCAUCCUCCCGGGGUUCUGGCCGCUCCCGCAGGAGCAGAACCGCUGUGUCCCACCAUGGGUGCGGUAGACGUUGUCGCCGGGAGUCUAGGAGCAGGGCUCGGUCCCGCAGGUCCCGUUCCUCCCGCUGGCGUUCGCCCUCUUCCUCGGGGGAGAGUUCCUGGAGCUCCUUCAGCCCGGACAGGAGGUCACACAGGCGGUCGGGCCGGAGGCGCAAGCCCAGACCUGCUCGUCGGUCGUCACGUGAAGUGGAUCAGCCCAGUGCUGUGGCUACCCCUGCGCCUGUGGAGCGUGUGGAUCCGGUUCCUGUGCCGCAGAGCGACCCAUCUUCAACUCCUCCGGUAGUUCCUGCGCGGACGGUUCCAGGACUUCAGGAGAUUGUGCCCGACGGCAGAGCUGGAGGGUCGAUCGUGCCCUCCUUUGGUUUGGGGCCUAGUGACCGGAGAUUGAUGCCACUGCUGGAGUCCUCGAUGGCGGCCUCCACAUGGACCGGGCACGGUAAGGCGUGGAAUGAGUGGUGUUUGUUGGUGUCUGGUCGAAAUGUGGCGGAGUGCCCGCGUUUGAGAUUAGAGGUUACUGUGGACUACUUACUUUCCUUGCGCUCUGCUAACUUUUCUGCUCUAGUGGCUCGGCGCAGGCUGGCGGGGGUCAGUUUUUAUUUUCGGCUGCUGGGGUGGGAAGACAUUACCAAACGUUUUUUGAUUCAACAGUCGUUGAAGGGUUGGCAGCGAACACAGGUUCGCAAGGACUUGCGUCGUCCGGUGUCGUACCCUUUACUUGUCUCGCUGCUGCAGGCGUCAGUCAGCUGCUGUACUUCCAAUUUUGAGGCUACGCUUUACUCCGCCGCUUUUUGUGUUGCUUUUUUCGGGGCCUUGCGGGUUGGGGAAUUGGUUCCUUCCUCUAAACGGGGUCCUGGCGGUUUGCUUUUUGAUGAUGUGGUCUCCUCUAAUGGGGUUUUGCAGCUACGUAUCCGCCGUUCGAAAACCGAUCAGGUGGGUCAGGGAGCCUGGAUUCGUCUGCAAUCGGUGGAUGGCCCUGCCUGCCCAGUGCGGGCGGUCGCGGAAUAUUUAUUGGUUCGGGUGUCGAGUGUUCAAUUUUUUACGCAUUCUGAUGGUUUGCCUUUAUCCCGCUACCAAUUCCAGACAAUUUUUAAGCGAUGUUUGCAGUGGGCUGGGGCCCCCCCUUCCGAAUUUGGAACGCAUUCCUUUCGGAUUGGGGCGGCUACUGAGGCGUCGCGGGCUGGCUUGUCCGUGUCCGAUAUUCAGCGCAUUGGGCAGUGGCGCUCUGCGUGUUAUGCUGGUUAUGUACGUCCAGAAUUGCUGCUCUAA
Molecule: messenger RNA, 1731 nt
Organism: Hyla sarda
Lineage: Eukaryota; Metazoa; Chordata; Amphibia; Anura; Hylidae
Exons: 2
Coding region: 64-1731 (555 amino acids)
Biological process (GO): DNA recombination; DNA integration
Molecular function (GO): DNA binding
Source: RefSeq, a predicted model, not a curated record